ACCUAAUAACAAAUCGCGCGAUCCAAUUGGCUAUACCAUUAGCUGUUUAUAAGCAACUUUAAUCUUAGCGUUUAUACCAUAUUUUUUGCUGUAAAUACAAGGAUAUGUGAGCAAUAAUUAGCGAAAUAACGUUUUCUAGUUCUCGAAUUCUAGUCCGAUGUCGAAAAAAGUCUUCACCUUCUGUUCUCAGGUCAUUCAAAUGUCAAUAACUUAACUGCACGAUUAGACUUUUAUCAGGCAAUGUGCGCGUGAUUCAAUGGGAUCUUGAAAUACGGAAAAUGUUUUGACAUCCUAUCACGUUGGAUAAAGAGUUAUUAUUUAGAGAUUAUUUAUUUUGCAUUUGGUGCAGGCCCGUACACUUUCCACCUCAUCCCCCCGCCGUAACAAUCUCCAAAAUAUGCACGGACUUUCAUAACCUUGAUAACAAUAUGUCCAUUCUUGAUUUAGACUACCAAUGCGCUAACAUUGAUAAAAAACAUAGAUAAAAUAAAGUAGGUCAAGACGCAUGACAUAUAUGUUUAAAAAUAACUGUCAUGACGUUUUUGGCAUAAAAAACCCUUGUGUGUUCGCCCAGUUCUAAUGAAAAUGUAUUUUUGAAAACGUCAAAAGAGUAAAAGCUAAUUACAUUUCUUCACGAUCGGAGUCAGAAUAAAUAUCCUAGCCGGAUCAAAAGAGUAGUAAUUUCAAACAGCUUACAAAUUUUAAUUUCUGUUGUAAAACUAAUGAUUCUCAGCUUCCUGCUGCAUUACAUAUCUAAAUAGCGGCGGGUAGCUUAUUAACUUGUUAUGCAUGGAUACUGAAAUUAGAAAGCCAAACACGGAAAAAGUAAAAAGAGCAUGAUGAUGCGAAAAAGGGCACUUCCCGUCCGUUGCUCUUGUGUUGGUGGUGACUUCAAAAGGCCAAAAUAACUGAAAACUUGAAAACCAGAUAGAACACAAGAUUUUGAAGGGGAAAGAACGUCGUGCCUCACGAAAGAUGUGGAACAUGUAAAAACUUAGUGGAAUUUUGCGCCUAAAAGGAUGGAUUAGACGAAACAAUCAUCGACUAUGCAAGGUUUGGUAAAAAACAAUGCGUUUUCCGAAUAGAAGCGAAACACUUGAUACGGACCAAACGGCUAUAGUCGAGUUAUUUGAGCUUGAAACUACUUAUAACGACAUCUUUAUUAAAAAAGAGUAACAACUAAGUAAAAUUUACGAGUGACAAAGAAAAUCAACAGAAAUGCAGUCGACAUUCAAUGGUACCCAUGACAACACAUGUUUCUUUCUCCGACUCGACACCCGAGCGGUCCACGAAGUUUAUGCGAGUUUUAUUGUGGCCAUCGCGAUGAAUAUAAUCGGAUCGAUUCCGACAGUGCUGUUAAAUGCAUUGGUUGUACUAGCAAUAUGGCGAAGCGCUCAUCUCCAUUCGCCUUCUCAAAUGCUGCUAUGUAACCUCGCAGUGACGGACCUCGGGGUUGGCAUGGUUUCUCAGCCAUUCUACGUCGCGUAUAAGUUCUCGGAAAUCAAUCAUGACUUUGUGAGCUACUGCUGGACUGGCGUGACGGCUCUAGUGUCGAGUUACAUCUUUGCGGGGGGCUCCUUUAUGACACUCACUGCCAUAAGCCUUGACCGCUACCUGGCAUUACACAUGGGAUUGCGUUACAAAACCAUUGUCACAUCAUCUCGUGUGACACGGUUGAUUCUUUUGCUAUGGGUCUUGUCAAUUUUGCUUGGUUUAUCACAGCUGGUCCUGAGUACCAAAGCAUUUAUUCGCCUAAUAGCCGCAGUAAUGACUAUCUGUCUCGUCACGAGUAUUAGCGCUUAUAUUAUGGCCUUCAAGGAACUAAAACGCCACCAGGCCCGUGUGACUACUAGCCAUCGAGACCCCACAUCUUUAGAUCCCAUGGACCUCAAUAAGUACCGGAAGUCCCUUAUCACGAUGGUACAAAUUUUGGUUCUCAUACUGCUGUCCUAUGUACCGUACCUUUGUGUGUCCGUUGCCAUAGCAAUCACAGGGCUCAACUCUCAGACGAGGGCUGCGCGGAAUAUUACGAGCCCGAUACUUUUUCUUAACUCUGGCGUCAAUCCUGUUUUCUAUAUAUGGAAGAUCCGAGAGAUUGGUAACGCUUGUCGCAUUGUCAUCAGGAAUGCGUUACACUUGAAUGUUGUGUUACCAGAAACCCACUCGGAGGAGGAAAGCAAUAUGUCAAGAUUUGAUUCAAGAAUGAUAAAGUCACGUGCCCUACCAGUGGUUUCUUAGUAAGAUAGAUGAAUCAUUGAUGGGUGUCUCGAAUGUAUCUAAGAUUGCAAAAGCAUGAAAUUCGUUCAAGAAAAAAAAAUCAUGUCAAUAUUCGCCAAGGUGUCGGGUACUCAUGUGACAAGAUGUGAAAUGACAUGGGUAACAGCUGCAUCGAUUGAUUCGACUCCGGUUGGCACCUUCGUGGGUAUAAUAGCUAAGAAAAUGAUCAAUUUUCGGUGUGUAUUUGUAUAGGGAAGAUUAAAUACAGGUUGAUCUUGUGACCAAUUGAUUUAGGGCCCCGCAUGGUGCCCCGAAAUUUUGAUGUGCUCGCAGUUGUCGGCUAAUGCUCGCGCGUUAUUUUCCGCCGUGGUAGCAUUGUAUUUUUUGUUGUGCUCGUUGCUCGAUUUAUUUAAAAACCAAAAAUGCUCGGUCUCGGUGUGGCAUGGGCUCGAAAAAAAGAUUUUUAACAUAUCCAUAUCCUCGAGGAAAUUGAUUUACUUUUGGAUUUUCCAUUUUCCUUGGAAAUUGCAUUUUCCUCUGGACACCCCACUGGAUGGUGGACGUUCGGUUGGUGAGAUCUGAUCAGGAGUACGACGGGCUUUUGCGCGAAUAUAUAAGCAUUUUUAGAAGAAAUUAUCAUCCUUUGAGUACUAUUCUGAGUCCUCGGGCCAUGUGAUCGAAGAGUCAGCGAUUUGGGACCUUUGGGGAACGUCUGCAAAGACCGCUUGGUCUCCAAGCACCUUACUCGCAAACAGGGCGCCCUAUUGCGGCCAUGCUUUUUCCAUAUGAUAACUAUGACUGCGCGCACACCCCCCUCCCCCCCCCCCCCCAGCCAAUCCUGGGUACUCGCCUUGGGCGAGAAUGACUGUUGUAGAAGAAACGAGGGUUCCCGGGGCCUAUUCAAAAUGGCUGUUACGGAAGACGAAGAAGUACAAGAUUCUUCGGAAGUUUUUAAGCUCAGACUUCGCCAAAAAAGUAACAGCGAUCUUUUAAUGAAUAUGGCAUGAAAUCUCCUUAUAUGGUAACGACGACGCUGUAUAAACGUAGGAAAUCUUUUAAAUAAAUUGAUUCCACUCAGUCGUUUGGUUUUCUGUGCUACAAGAGUAAUACUUAAACAAGCAAUUCGGAAAACAGUCAUAUAAAUGCAAUAGUCGUAAUUGUGCGCACAAGUCGCUUUUUAUUGAACAUUACGGCACGCGUGACUUAAAGGAAAGGCAGAGGUACUUUUGGCACAUCCUCUACAGAUCGUUUUUCAUUCCCAACCUCAACACAUUCUGUCGGGCGUUUAAAGUCGUCAUCCGUCACCUCCAGUCGCGAUACAUCCAACAGACUGAAAGAACAACCAGGGGCAGUCCAAAUAUAUUGCAUGGAUACGAUUAGUAGGACAGGGAGAAAAAUGCAAGCUGCAAACUUACGCUGGUCUCAUCGCAGCGCGUGACAUUAAAAAUGGGACCGCAAAUUACUGUUGGAAAGUUUGGAUACCGCUGACUAGGUACAGCAGGGUUUCACUUUGAUGAGUUGAAAGAAACUCGAAAUAGAAGAAGGUAUUUGUUUUCGGUCUGUUAUUUUUUUUUUUUGUAAAUUCAGAUAAUAAAGAUAACCAGGGGUAGAUGGGCUAAGGUAUGUGCAGAAUUCUAGGGGCUAGAGAAAGCGCAUAGAAUGAAAUAAGUACAUUGGAAUAGAAUAACAGGGACAGCCUCGAAUUGUUGGGGGAAGGGGAGGGCACGACACAGAAACAUUAAGAAAACAAUGGAGGGCACAGCCACGCCCCUACUGGUCAUUUCCUUGUGAUUUUUGAAAAUAUGGGGGGGGGGGGAGGGGGGCACGUGCCCCCAGUGCCCCACCCUCUGCUAUACGGCCCUGAGGGAUGAUAACAGAGUGCAAACGGAGUCCCUCAGGGGUAUCCAAACAGGCGAUCGUGGGCUACUUCGCGUCUCAACUACUUGCAGCUUUUUGAGAAUAUAUACUAAGGCUUUUUUACGUGAUAAAAGAUCAUGCGCUAUGAUUCCUGCCGCGUAAUGAUUACCUGAAGAUAACAGUGGUGUCGUCUUUGCGACCGACCGAGCUGACGAGGAUGCACUCAUCGGCCGUGACAGUGGCCAAGAAAGGAACUUAAAACACGCCAAACACACAAGUUAGAACAGUCUUUUCAACCGAAAAGAGGUAGGAAACCUUUCCCUUGCGUGUCUUCAUUCAUCUCAAUUUGAAGUUAGCGCGUUAUCUAUGUAUUGGACGUCCCACAUGGCAUGGCCAUCCCGUAGAAUCCUCACCUCCCAGAACUUUCCCGUGAAACCGCUUAACGUUGAGUCCGUGUUCGGAGGAGCCCGCCCGACCCGACUCCAGGAGUGUGGCGUCGGCGGGCAGUUCAACGGGAGUGAAGGGGGUAGUUAGGGCGUAUUUGUAGCAGCGCUCGCCAAAGACUGUGUACCCCACUUUCUACACAAGAAAAUUACAUUAUAGCAGAUAUAUAAAAAACUACCGGAUCAAG
Messenger RNA from Nematostella vectensis (starlet sea anemone), 4705 nucleotides. RefSeq names its product melanocortin receptor 3. Gene Ontology annotation, molecular function: G protein-coupled receptor activity. Gene Ontology annotation, cellular component: membrane. Gene Ontology annotation, biological process: G protein-coupled receptor signaling pathway. The transcript has 2 exons. NCBI's taxonomy places the organism in Eukaryota, Metazoa, Cnidaria, Anthozoa, Actiniaria, Edwardsiidae. Bases 1219 to 2238 code for a protein of 339 amino acids. The record is from RefSeq and is a predicted model, not a curated record.